CCGCCCGCCGGCGGCCGCCCUUCCACCUGCCGGGCGGGAGCGCCGGGACGGCGGCGGGCGGCCGGUUCCCCGCUGGACGAGGGGGUCGAGGAGCCCCGUGGGCGCCGGGGAUGCGCCGUGGCCCCUGCCCCGGAGAGCCCCGGGCGGGGCCGGCGGUGGGUGCCGGGCCCCGGUGCUGCUGCCGGUGCGGCUUUGCCCGGGUCUGCGCAUUUUCCACCUCUCCGUGGAAGCGGCUUUCACGUGCUAACCCGGCGGUGUCCCUUGCAGACGGUAACUUUGUUACUCCUCCCAAACAGGGCAGAGAAAGCUCCCCGAGGCAGGGGAAUGGCGCUUUAGAGAAAACAAUUAAUUUUUCAUGCCCUUGGAAGAUCUGGUUUCUCUCUACAAAUCCAUGAGGUUGUUUAUUGUAGCCUGUACUUUACAUUUGUGUUUUAGCAUACCGGAAUAGAAGGGAUCUAUCGGAAUGCUGUAAGCUGCUAAAGCAAAAGGCAGCUGGUCCGGUAACUCCCGCAGCAUCGCGGCUUCGCUUUAACUUCAGCCUUUGCAGCAAGUCCGCGAUUGCAGGGGAAAGGACUCGCUGCCGGUUUAUUCCUUAUGGAACCGUCCAUGUUUAAAAGCUAACUUUAUUUUCAUUGGUCAGUGCUAAUUUAUAUAAACUGUAACCAAACAAAAACAGAGCCUUGAAACGGAUAGGGUUUUCAAUGCAGCUGCCAGUAUGCACUGAAAUUAAAUAAGUUAUUUAUUUAUGUUUGGAAAAGUUGUCUUUUUUUCUUCCUCCCCUCCCCCCCAGGUCUUGUGUAACCUUCAAAUUUGUUGUGAACAGAGAUCAGCAAAUCUAAAUUUAGGUCUUAAAUCAAUCCUCAACAAUAGUAUCCUCACAUGCGUAAUCACUCUUUUUCUUGGCAAUAAAAAUUCCUCAUUAAAAUAAGAGUUUUUUAAAUUUAGACCACUGUGUGAGUCCCUCAUCAUUUUCUUAUCAUAUGACUGUUUGUCAUUCUUUGGCUUUUGUUUGGUGCUUUUGUGUGUGUGUGUACUUGAGAGCUUACAAAUCAAUUUUUAGUCUUGCUGGUUUUCCUUUUAGAUACAUAAUUAUUAUAUUUUAUAGUUACAAAUCAAUUUUUAGUCUUGCUGAUGUUCCUUUUAGAUACACAAUUAUUAUAUUUUAUAGUUUUACUAGGAAACUUAGUGAAAGAAAAUGUGUUUCAAUAGUUACUAUUACAACCAGAAGAACUAGGAAUGGUUUUGAUCCAUAUAUGGAGAAGCUGGAAAAAGCUGUUCCUCUCUUCAUUGCGGUUUGAAAAGCAGUACACAGUAUCACAUUGAAAUAUAGUUGCCUUCAUAGUAGACAGAAUAUAAAUUUUGACAUCAGUUGUGCUGAAACAUCGAAGCUCUGGUUUCUGAGCUGUUAGGUGUGUUGUUACCAUAAUAUUUUUAACUUUAAAUAGUGAUUUAUUUAAUGUUUUGUAGAUAGAUCGGAAGGUGAAGGGAACACCUGACUUGUUUGUUUGUUUGUUUUUCCUUAAACACCGUGUUGAAGGAGGAACUGUUGUUGUGUUAUGUAUCUAUAUGGAGGCCUGGUCUCUUUUGGAGAAUAUAUUAAAUACGUUAAAGUGAAGUGCUAAUAGACAGUCAUCAGCAUUCUUCUGAAUUAAACUUUGCUCUAGAACCAAAAGUAUGUGCCUGACCUGUGCACCUCUGAAAACUUUGUAUUUACUUAAAUUAGGCUUGUUACUAUGACAGCUAAUGAUGUUGAAAACUUGCUGUGUUACAAUGAAGCACUGGUUGUGCAGAUACUUGCAUGUGAAACAGUUUGUUACUAAAAUAAACACAGGCAUAAGGGUUUUCCGGACCAAGGCCAAGUUCGAAUAAAGGGGAAGCAGCGCUUGCAGAUCCAGCUAUCGAUUGCAGGAGCUGCAGCUGGGAGAUUUGCAUGUCAGUGUAUCAUUUGAUGAGAUUCAGUGAACAUUUACAGUCAGUGACCUCUGGCAGCAUGUUGGCUGAUUUGGAGACAGAGAAGGGGUAACUGUGAAUACCUGUGAUACGUGGCAUGUCUCUGCAAGCAGCGGGGUUGUUGGAGUACACUGGAGAUCUAAUAGAAAAUGUUUACAUAGCUUCGAGAAGCAGGAAGGAGCCCAAGUCCCCGCAGGCCAGCGAGGUCCCCGUGCACAGGCCGCGGGUGAACAGCAUCACUGUUUCUAAGAAACGCAGCUGGCUGCAGCAGAGCACGCACCGACCUCCUCCUCCGCCAGCAGAAGACAAUACCUCCAAAGAAACGCAGGAGGCUGUUAUCCCGGUACCCAAAUCUCCCAUCCUGCUGUCUGAACCCCCGGUGCUGCGGGCUCCUUCCACAUCACCCGUGUGGCGGGAGCGCCCGGUGCGAAGCUGCGCCCCCAUCAGUGCCCUGACAAGCACUGCGGGUCCUGCCGUGCCGAGGAGCGCCGCUUCGGACUUUGGUGAGGAUAACGACGCAGAUGAUGAAGGAGAAAUAUGGUACAACCCCAUCCCUGAAGAUGAAGAGCCCGACUUGCUGAGGGUCCCCUCUCAUGCUGUGAAAAGCCCUGUUGCUGCUGGCUCCCCACUGAUUCGGUACAACCCCCUCCCUGGGGGUGACUUGGGGACAGCCACAGGUCCCCACGAGGGUCCCCCAUGCUCUGUGGGGAGCACGGGGACCAGCCGGACAGCUCAGCCCAGUGAAGCGAGUCCGGCCGAUGCCAUGCACGCUGGGCAGCACGUGCAGCAGCACUGGCAGAGGUUUGCCUGCAAGACUCCCAGCCUGCCGGCAGCAGAGGACAAUCCUGCUUUUAAGUGCCCUUCAACAGGGUCUGGAGUUGUACUUGCACACAAGGCUGAUGUACCCUUAAUAGAAGUUUCUCCUCCAAGUCCCAGUCCUCUGAAAAAAGGUGGCUCAAUCAACUGGCCUUUCCCUGAUAGAAUUAAAUCUCCCAGGACUGUGAGGAAGCUUUCUAUGAAAAUGAAAAAGCUGCCAGAGCUGAGCAGGAAGUUGAGUGUCAAGGGAAUGUCAAGCCAUACUAGUUCAGAUAAUCCUUCCCUGCCAAAGGGAAGCUGCCGGGAUACAAGCCAUACAGUGUCUCUGCCAUCUUCUGGAAACUCUACCACAGCUGCCAGCAGGAAUGUGAUAAGUCGUUACCAUCUCGACAGUAGCGUGUCAUCGCAACACACCUACAAAAAGAAAAGCUCAAGGAGCUCCAAAUCCUUCAACAAAGGUGGUUACCUCAGUGAUGGCGACUCUCCUGAACUUAUAACGAAAUCAGGGAAACAUGGGCAUGAAACCAAGUGUGGGAAAGGAAAGGAGGGUCUUCCAAGUAACAGUGGUAAAACUGAAAUAGAUAUUGAUGCUUUCAGACACUACAACUUCUCUGAUCAACCCAAGUGCUCUCAGUACAUCUCUGGACUCAUGAGCAUCCACUUUUAUGGUGCUGAAGACUUAAAACCACCAAGAAUAGACUCAAAAGAUGUCUUUUGUGCAAUACAGGUUGACUCAGUAAACAAAGCAAGAACAGCCCUGCUGACAUGUAGGACAACAUUUCUAGAUAUGGACCACACAUUCAACAUAGAGAUUGAAAACGCUCAGCACUUAAAGCUGGUGGUGUUCAGCUGGGAACCCACCCCACGGAAAAAUCGGGUGUGUUGUCAUGGAACUGUGGCUCUUCCCACUCUCUUCCGAGUGACAAAGACGCAUCAGCUGGCUGUCAAACUGGAACCGAGGGGGCUUAUUUACGUCAAGCUGUCGCUCAUGGAGCAGUGGGAAAACUCUCUUGACGGCCUUGAUGCAGAUCGGGAGCCUGUGAUGUUUGGGGUAGAUGCUCGAAAAGUUGUGGAAAAGGAAAAUGCAGGCUUGAUGGUGCCACUUUUGAUGCAGAAGUGCAUUCUGGAGAUUGAAAAGAGAGGCUGUCAGGUGGUCGGCCUGUAUCGCUUAUGUGGCUCAGCAGCUGUUAAGAAAGAGCUUCGGGAAGCGUUUGAGAGGGACAGCAAGGCUGUGACUCUCUGUGAAAGCCAGUACCCAGAUAUUAAUGUCAUAACAGGUGUCCUAAAGGACUAUCUGCGAGAGCUACCAUCUCCCCUGAUAACCAAGCAGCUCUAUGAAGCCGUGCUGGACGCCAUGGCAAAAAAUCCCUUGAAAAUGACAGCAAGUGGUUGCGAGAAUGAUCUGAGUGACUCUGAGCACACAGCAGCCCUUCUGGAUUGCCUGCCAGAUGUUGAGAAGGCUACUCUGAAGAUGCUGUUGGAUCACCUGAAACUGGUGGCUUCUUACCAUGAAGUAAAUAAGAUGACGUGCCAGAAUUUAGCUGUAUGUUUUGGGCCUGUGUUACUGAGCCAGAGGCAGGAGACCACCAACCAUAACAACAGGGUCUUCACAGACUCGGAAGAGCUUGCUAGUGCCCUGGACUUCAAAAAACACAUAGAGGUUCUUCACUAUUUACUCCAGCUGUGGCCAGUACGUCCCUCACCAGCCAAAGAACCAGCACAUCUGAAUGCGUUUCCCGAGCAUCCAUCCUCCCUGAAUUACCUGAGACCCAAGAGGCAGAGACCUCAGAUGCUGAACCUGAGCAGUACUGAGAUGUCCGGGGUGCUCAGACCAAGGCCUGCAGGUUUGGACAGUCCCUCGAGCAACCGCUACGCUGGAGACUGGAGCAGUUGUGGGGAGAACUAUUUCUUAAACCCAAAAGACUGCCUGGGUGAAGCGGACUACGAUGAUGUCCCUUCGGAAGACUCAGAGAGCGGGGAUGACAGCAGCAAAGCUGAGGAGCCAGAUGCCCUGGUGAGGUGCCCACAGCCCAUCCCCGGAGAGCAGACGUUUCAGAGCUACUUGACCAUGCAAGCGAUAGACUCUGCAGUGGAUCACCGAGCAAACCUCAAAGACCUGCAGGAAAGUAUUGAUACUCUAAUAGGAAACCUGGAAAGGGAACUCAACAAGAACAAGCUAAAUAUGAGUUACUAAAUCCUGCCCUGCAUGACACCUCCUCCCAGUGCCUUCGUGCCCCUCACUGGGUGUCCCGCAGCCAUGUGAGGAGCGAUGGUGCCCUUGAACGCCUCGUGGCGAGGCCACGGCUCACCUUGCAUUAACAAAUUUUAAGCCAUUCCGUUACAUUUCUGCCUCCUUCUAACAAAAAGGUGUUGUCCUGAUUCUGGUGUUGGAGACGAGCCUAGGGACCAUGAGGUGAUUCCACAUAGUGGCAUUUCUUCCUAAAAAUACUGUGUACUUAGGCAAUCUGGGCAAUACCUGGCAGAAGAUAAAGCAACAUCUCUGCUGUCAUCAUCAGCAGAGCUCCUCAUUCCUGAAAACCUUGCUCCGGUACAGAUGUUCCUCUCGGAAGCGGAUGAAUGCUGCUUGGCCUGAGUUCUGCAGCAUGGACUUCAGAUAGACUUGUUUUACUAUAUAUGCAAUGGCUGCUAUGAAAAAUGCUUUAUAUAUAUAUAAUAUUUAUAUAUAAAGUUUUAAUUGUAUAAAUAUUAAUGUAUUCAUGUAUUAACACUUUUCAGUAAUUAUUUAAACAAGCAAAAAUUAAAUAUUUUUCUAACCUUGUUUGUAUAUAUCCAUGUAUAAAUGUGUAUGUGUCUAUAGCCACCUUUGGAAAGGAGAGGUUUUUCAGAAUUAUGAAAUGUCCCUGUUUCUAGGAAGAUGUGUUCAGUGAUGCCAGGAUGAAGUUACCCCUCGGUAACACAGCAUUUGAUUUAUGCACAGAAACAUGGCCAGAGAGAAGGCAGGUGAAUGAUUAAUGUAAAUGACCUUAUGUGUUGUGGGGGCAUCGGUUUGCAGGUGUUGACUAUUAACUCUCUCACACAUGCACCACCCUGUCUCUCUUUUUUUCCUUCCUCCCCCCCGCCAAUGUUUUUUUCAUAUAUAAAGAAAGCCUGGAAGGUAUUUAUUUUUCAAAAAAUACUUCUGGUUUGUUCUUGUAACCUGUUACUUUAUUCUUGACAUUUCAAUACUUUUUUUUCUCCAGGGUUUUAUGUGUUUUUGUUGAGGUACAUUUGUCUGGCUGCUGGUUGUUAGAUGUGUUUGAGCCCUCCCUGAAGGGCAGUGGCUCUGGAGGUGCAAGGCUCAAAUUCUGCACAAAGGCAGUUAUAUUUUCUCCAAGUUUUGGGGGGUUUUUGUUUUUGUUUUUUUUUAAUAAUUUCCUUAAAAUGGAAACCUGAGCUGUUACAUGAGAUUGAAUGAUGUUACUCCUGGGGAGUUUGGGUGGGAUUGCAGUCCACUGUGACCUUAUUAGAUUCAGCUAUCACCAUCUUCUCAGAUCAUCUUUUAUCUUUAGUUAUUUAUGGUGAGCAACUCACCACUUCAUGUUAAGGAAACACGUUCUUGGUUUAAUUAGAAAUAGUUACCAAAAUGCAUACAGAUGUUUCACAGAAACACAGAAUGUAGUCCCUCUAACCAAAAGGAGAUACAGUGCCAUUCCCUGUUGGUUAUGGGUCACCCCAGAAGGAGGAAUGGGAGGUUGCGGGGGCAAGAGGGUUACUUCUUGUGAGAGGACAAACACCCAGUCACUGGCAGGGUAGAACUUAAUUCUCUUCGUCUUUUUGGUACAAUGUUGGCAUCCCGCCAUGGAUUUCUAUUCACCCUGUGGGUAAGUGCUUUUCUGCUAACCCGUACUUCCUUAUAUUGCUUAAUUGAAGGGUUAUUUAUUUACAGGAGAAAGGAAUUGAGAAUUGCUAUGGCAAACUUCACCCUUCUUUUCAAGGAAUUAUUUUAGCGUGGUUUCAAAUGGUUUAUUCGAUCUCAUUAAUUUAUUUUUUAUAAGUGUUAAAAGAUGCAAAACAAUUAUUGCAAUAUGAUGAUAAUGUAUGAAAAUGUAAAUUUAACCUGAAGCAUUUAUCAAUAAAUCAAUGUAUUUUUUUAAACUUUUAUACCUACAGAAUGUGCAUACUUUUUAAACUAUAAAUUUUAAUUCUAAAUAAAAUUUGAAUUAAGAACAAAA
Molecule: messenger RNA, 6938 nt
Organism: Columba livia (rock pigeon)
Lineage: Eukaryota; Metazoa; Chordata; Aves; Columbiformes; Columbidae
Gene: SYDE2
Product: synapse defective Rho GTPase homolog 2
Exons: 7
Coding region: 2048-4960 (970 amino acids)
Biological process (GO): signal transduction; cell migration; regulation of Ras protein signal transduction
Cellular component (GO): synaptic membrane
Molecular function (GO): GTPase activator activity
Source: RefSeq, a predicted model, not a curated record